Morus notabilis is the source of this 3769-nucleotide messenger RNA. RefSeq names its product pre-mRNA-splicing factor ATP-dependent RNA helicase DEAH1. Bases 173 to 3325 code for a protein of 1050 amino acids. Gene Ontology annotation, cellular component: catalytic step 2 spliceosome; intracellular anatomical structure. Gene Ontology annotation, molecular function: RNA binding. The record is from RefSeq and is a predicted model, not a curated record. The transcript has 28 exons. Lineage: Eukaryota; Viridiplantae; Streptophyta; Magnoliopsida; Rosales; Moraceae.
AGAAAAAAAGAAGAAAAGAAAAAACCGUCAUUAGUGCCGUCGACUCUCUCCUAAGCGGAGCAUUUGCGCCGUCGCGAGUACCUCUUUCCGCCGUCGCCAGCAACGUCGCCAGCUCUCCACCCGAGCCUAUUCUUUUUUCUUUGCCUGAUGAAUUUUUUUUUUGGCAGUGAAUAUGGCAAGUGACGGAAAUCUGAAAACAUGGGUUUCAGAUAAGCUAAUGUCACUCUUAGGAUAUUCUCAAUCCACACUUGUUCAGUAUGUCAUCGGGCUAUCUAAACAAGCAGCAUCACCAGCUGAUGUAGUGAGUAAGCUCGAGGAGUUUGGAGUAUCCUCAUCAAGUGCAACACGUGCAUUUGCUGAGGAAAUCUUCAGCAGGGUACCCCAUAAAUCAUCUGGUUUAAAUAGUUAUCAAAAGCAGGAGAGGGAAGCUGCAAUGAUUGCAAGAAAGACUUAUGCUUUACUAGAUGCGGAUGAUGAAGACGAGGAUGACAACCGGGGUUCUGGUAUUGGCAUCAUUUCUGUUGAUUCUGCAACUGAAAGUAAACGAGGGGCGUCUCGCAACAAAAGGUUUAGGAAGAAGGAGGAGGCCCAAGAUGAAAAUGAUGAUGACGAGGUGAUUGCUCGUGGACAAGAAGCAAGGCGGGUUAAAAGGCGAACUUCCUCAGAUGAUGAUGAUGGUUCAGAGUCAGAAGAAGAAAUGUUACGUGAUCGAAGAGAGCGAGAGCAAUUAGAGAAAAAUCUAAAAGAACGGGAUGCAGCAGUCACCCGCAAGUUAACAGAGCCAAAGUUAUCAAAGAAGGAUGAAGAGGAGGCUAUUCGAAGAUCAAAGGCUUAUGAGGAAGAUGACAUUAACACUAUAAGAAAAGUAUCAAGGCAAGAAUAUUUAAAGAAAAGGGAACAAAAGAAACUGGAGGAAAUCCGGGAUGAUAUAGAAGAUGAACAAUAUUUGUUUCAAGAUGUAAAGCUUACUGAAAAGGAAGAACGUGAAAUGAGGUACAAAAAGCAAAUAUAUGAGCUUGUAAAGAAGCGGACAGAGGAAACUGAUGAUACAACAGAGUAUCGGAUGCCGGAUGCCUAUGAUCAGGAGGGUGGUGUUAAUCAGGAGAAGAGAUUUUCUGUGGUCACACAACGUUACAGGGAUCCAACUGCUGGGGAGAAAAUGAACCCUUUUGCAGAACAAGAGGCCUGGGAGGAUCAUCAAAUUGGCAAAGCAACAUUGAAUUUUGGUUCAAAAAACAAAAGGCGAAUGUCUGAUGACUAUCAGUUUGUGUUUGAGGACCAGAUUGAUUUUAUCAAGGCAUCAGUAAUGGAGGGGGAUAAGUUUGAUGAAGAGCAGACUGAGUUACACGAGCAGUCCAAGGCCCAAUCAGCCCUGGAAAAGCUUCAGGCGGAGAGGAAAACUUUGCCCAUAUAUCAAUAUCGUGAUGAGCUGCUCAAAGCUGUUCAUGAUCAUCAGGUUCUUGUCAUUGUUGGUGAAACUGGUUCGGGAAAGACAACACAGAUACCUCAGUAUCUUCAUGAAGCAGGUUACACAAAGCAUGGAAAGGUUGGAUGUACGCAACCACGUCGAGUUGCUGCUAUGAGUGUUGCUGCUAGGGUUUCUCAAGAAAUGGGUGUCAAACUUGGGCAUGAGGUUGGUUAUUCCAUACGUUUUGAAGAUUGCACAUCUGAAAAGACUGUUCUGAAAUAUAUGACGGAUGGAAUGCUGUUGCGUGAAUUCCUUGGGGAACCAGAUCUAGCAGGCUACAGUGUGGUGAUGGUGGAUGAGGCCCAUGAAAGAACACUCUCGACUGACAUUCUUUUUGGUUUAGUAAAGGAUAUUGUUCGAUUUAGACCAGAUCUAAAGUUGCUCAUCUCAAGUGCCACACUGGAUGCAGAGAAGUUCAGUGAUUAUUUUGAUUCUGCUCCGAUCUUUAAAAUUCCAGGGAGACGGUAUCCUGUCGAAAUACAUUAUACAAAAGCACCAGAAGCCGAUUACUUAGAUGCAGCAAUUGUGACUGCACUUCAAAUCCAUGUGACACAGCCACCUGGGGAUAUUUUGGUGUUCCUUACUGGUCAAGAAGAGAUUGAAACGGCAGAAGAAAUUAUGAAGCAUAGAAUAAGGGGUCUAGGGACAAAAAUUGCCGAGCUGAUUAUUUGUCCCAUAUAUGCAAACCUACCAACAGAGCUGCAAGCAAAAAUAUUUGAACCCACGCCUGAAGGAGCAAGGAAGGUUGUCCUCGCCACAAAUAUAGCUGAGACAUCAUUGACAAUUGAUGGGAUUAAAUAUGUCAUUGACCCAGGAUUUUGCAAGAUGAAGUCUUAUAAUCCAAGGACUGGAAUGGAGUCAUUGCUAGUGUCUCCUAUAUCCAAGGCAUCAGCAAAUCAGAGGGCAGGUCGGUCUGGUCGAACCGGCCCCGGAAAGUGCUUCCGACUAUACACAGCCUAUAACUAUUAUAACGACUUAGAUGACAAUACUGUCCCAGAAAUACAAAGAACUAACCUUGCAAAUGUGGUCCUUAUGCUUAAGAGUCUUGGUAUUCAUGACUUGUUACAUUUUGAUUUUAUGGAUCCACCACCGUCUGAGGCACUACUAAAGUCUUUGGAACUGCUUUUCGCAUUGAGUGCCUUAAAUAAACUAGGUGAGUUGACUAAAGUGGGUAGACGGAUGGCAGAGUUUCCUCUCGAUCCCAUGCUAUCUAAAAUGAUAGUUGCCUCAGAGAAAUACAAGUGCUCAGAUGAGAUCAUUUCCAUUGCUGCCAUGCUUUCCAUUGGCAAUUCAAUCUUUUACCGACCAAAAGACAAGCAAGUCCAUGCUGACAAUGCACGCAUGAAUUUUCAUGCUGGGAAUGUGGGUGAUCACAUUGCAUUGCUUAAGGUGUACAAUUCAUGGAAAGAAACAAAUUACUCAACGCAAUGGUGUUAUGAAAAUUAUAUCCAGGUUAGGAGUAUGAAACGUGCAAGAGAUAUCAGAGAUCAACUUGAGGGGCUCCUCGAGAGAGUCGAGAUUGAGCUAGUAUCGAAUCCGAAUGAUUUAGAAGCCAUAAAGAAGUCCAUAACAUCUGGUUUCUUCCCUCAUUCUGGAAGGCUACAGAAGAAUGGAUCUUACCGAACAGUCAAACAUCCGCAGACUGUUCAUAUACAUCCCAGCUCAGGGCUCGCCCAGGUGCUUCCGAGAUGGGUCGUAUACCAUGAGUUAGUGCUUACUACUAAGGAAUAUAUGAGACAGGUUACAGAACUAAAGCCAGAGUGGUUGGUUGAAAUAGCCCCGCAUUAUUACCAGCUUAAGGAUGUGGAAGACUCAACUUCAAAGAAGAUGCCUCGGGGAGAAGGGCGCGCGUCUUAGGAUUGGAGACUGGCAACAAGUUCAGAAAGAGAUUAAAAUUUGAAGGUUGUAGCGGAAAAUGAUAAUUGUAUAGACGAGCAUUGGCUAUCCAGGGUAGCGGAAAUCAGGAAGGGAUACACACAAUUUUGUAUUUGAAACUACCUAUAAAUUUUGUACAUAGAAAAAGUCAUAGCCCCUAACACCCUGCCCUUCCAUCCCCAUCCGAUUUCUUCGUCUUGGGGGUUUUGAGGGGAUCUUUUUUGCAGUCAAUGAUGGUGAGGAAUCUGUGACCCAUUUUUAACCCAAAUUUAGAUCAGAUAUUUAGUACAUGAUGUAUUAUAGAUUGUACCAUUUUGAAACCUGCCUUUCCGGAAGUGGUGAAGCGUUAAAAUGUAUUUGCGGAGGUAGAUUCUUCACUUUGUAUCUUCCAAAAAUAUAUGAGAAGCGAUUUUGUUCCUUGUUUAA